AUGACUCGUGACUUGCUGAAAGGAACUUCAAAUCCAGUGGUUGGAGUCGGAUUGACAAUCCCUGAUGAAGCAGAGGUAACCUCGGACGAUGAGGUUUCUUUUCCGCCAGCCAUUCCAACCUUUUCCUAUGGCUUCUCCUCUUCUCUGAAGGCUGCAGGGAUGAUGAAGGUUUCGAAGAACUUUAACUCUUCACUGGAUGACCUUGAAUCUGAAAUGGAUGCGGAAAUGCAAGACAUCGAUCUACUCCAUGAUAGCAAUCCUUUCAAAUUCUCAUCAGACAUUAUGGACUCAUUAAGCAGUCCAAAGCAGAGAUCAUUUACUGUUCGAGAAGCCAGGGAUGAUGGUUACAAUAGUAAAAAGAAUAGUCACUUCAGUCAUCACAACGACAAUGAAUGGGAUGAUAGGACUACUUUCCAAUAUCCGAGCUUCUUUGACGAAAGAGAACCUGAUAUAUCAUGGAAAACCUGGCAAAGUCGAAAUGACGACAAUGCUGCUGACAAUUUGAUAUAUAGAGACUAUGUUAUGUCAGAUUUUGCUUUUGAUGGCCCCCGCAAACCUACUAGGACCACCUGGAAAGUCAUAGACAAGUUCGAUGUCCUAGGGUCAACAUUCUCAUUUUCCAAGAAUGAAACAUCUGAAUAUGACUCUGACUUCCUAAUUUCCAACCAGGCAAGAUACCCAACUGUUGAAAGGAAAUAUGAUUUUAAGCCUGAAACAAGUAAACCAGACUGUUUUUCCUUUAUGACAGAGGAUGCAAGGGAUAAUUCCAGCUUACAGAGUGAAGAAUCAUGCUCAUCCAGUGCAGUGAGGUAUCAGGGAACUGAUACUUCACCAUCAAACUUAAUAUCAAGACAGGGCAGGAUAAGAGGACAGGGGGGUGGUUUUAGUAGCUCAAGUGAUAAGUAUGGUGUGAAGAAUGCCUUUGCCAAGGAAAGCAAGGACGAUGUACAACAAAAAGAUAUCGCCUCUGGCAUAGCAAAACAACCAAAUGUGUUAAAAUCUUCGGAGUCAAAACCAUGGCAUCACGCAAGCUCUUUUUCCAGGGAAAAAUUGGAAACAAGAAGCAUUUGGUACUUUGAGGAAGGACAUACUGCAGUGGAUAUCAGUCCAGGCUCUAGAUGUUUCAAUCAAAAUCCAGGAGCAAAAAAUACAUUCUUUGACUCUGAGUUCUGGGGAGAAGAUCCUUUUAGUAAGUUUCCCACACCGAAAUCACGUAUUGGAGUUGACCCUUUAGGUGAUGGAUUUGACUCUGAACCUGUUGCGUACUCACCUUCCAAUUGUUUCACCUCUAAGAAGAUUCCUCUGAAUGAUUCCUCGACAAUAUCAAAGCUAGAUUUUCCUCCAGAUUCUCAACUGAGAAAUGGGCCACAAGGUUCGCCCUGCACUGCUGGUUUUCAGGGUGAGACACUGUCCCCUGAUUUAUUGGCGCAGGAAAGCUUUAGUAAAGAUGAUGAAAAGGUAAACAUGAAACUAUCCGACUUUUGUGAUAGUUUUGAGCCGGGGGAAGAAAUCUGUCUUAGGAAUGAGGGCUUGGUCUCUAAGGAAAAAGCGGCAGUCGAGGCCUCACAUUCAAAGAAUGAUAAUGAACGUGAGCCUAGGGAGGCAAGAGAUGCAGUCUUUCCACAAAUGGAGAGAGUAACCACCACUGUUUUCCCUAAGCCUGUUGAGGAGACAUUACUGUCUCCAUCGGUGGAUAUCACUGACAAAUCUGGAAGCAUAAAAGAUGAAAGCCGUCCUCUCCAUCAAAAUGGGAGAAAAGAAAAUAUAGAAGAUUUUGGGCCUAAAGGAAGAACGGGUGGUAAACAAAAGGGAGAUUAUGUUGACUCAUCUUGUCAGGCGAUGAUGCUUCAAAGCUAUGUUUUCCAGUUUUUUUGCGUGCAUAAAAGAUUGAAGUACUAG
Molecule: messenger RNA, 1899 nt
Organism: Morus notabilis
Lineage: Eukaryota; Viridiplantae; Streptophyta; Magnoliopsida; Rosales; Moraceae
Exons: 11
Coding region: 1-1899 (632 amino acids)
Source: RefSeq, a predicted model, not a curated record